Molecule: messenger RNA, 966 nt
Organism: Symbiodinium pilosum
Lineage: Eukaryota; Dinophyceae; Suessiales; Symbiodiniaceae
Source: the annotation of a GenBank genome assembly
AUGACGCCGGGCAGCCUGGCCGUGCGGGGCCGCCAGUACAUGGUCGACGAGUGGGACUUGCUUGAGCACAUGAUGCCGGAGUAUUCGAUGGAGCACAUCAACGGCAACGCCGUCUACAACCUGGAGCCUAACUGGACCAAGUACUUGCGUGAGACUUUCAUGUCGGACGCAAAUAACGACAUGAUGGAAAAGAUGGCUUUCGAUGUGGAAUUUGCAAUGAUUGCCAUUGAUGCAAUGAAUGAAAACUACAUGUUCUAUGCUGGCUCGAUGGCCGCCAUGGGCGACAACAUGACCUACAACUGGCACUCAAUGCAGAUGGGCAGCUACGCGAACACCCUGCCCAACAUCACCUUCGGGUUCCCGACCUACAUUCGCCACGGCUCGAGCAAGAAUUUGUUUGAGAACUUGGAGGAUGACGAAGUCACUUGGGGAGUGGCCUUCUACGACAUGCGUGGACACCUGAAGGAAGCUGUGCCCACGACCCACCCCUUCAACAAGAUCUGGGACCUCGCCUAUUUUGACCAGGCUACCAUGACGGAGGAGAUUGUGGCUCCCGAUGGCCAUGUCACUNNGUACCAUCUUUGCGAGACGGCAAAGAGUGUGGAAACCAAGCGGUUCGCCCUGACCGGUGACUACCAUAUCGUCAAAGCCCCCGAAAGUGUCCUGAUGGUAGAUGACGACGUGCCGGUUGGUCAGUGCAUGCGUGGAUACUCUAGCCCCAAGGAUUUCUACAUCAACAAGAUUGUGGAGGGCGUGGCAACUUUUGCUGCUAUGUCCGACUUCAAGUACUACAAGUAUAAGAGCUUCGCUGGCUGCCGCACGCUGAGAUGUGGAACGCAAGCCAUGCGCGGGCCGACGUACCAUCUUUGCGAGACGGCCAAGAGUGUGGAAACCAAGCGGUUCGCCCUGACCGGUGACUACCAUAUCGUCAAAGCCCCCGAAAGUGUCCUGAUGGUAGAUGACGAC